AUGGCGUGCCCGGAUCACAACCGCGGCCUACAGAACAAACUCCCCGCGGAAACGGCCUGGCUGGCAGCACCGCCCUUUCUGCGUAACUUUUUAGGCGAAACCACGCCUGUGUUGUUGACUAGAUUGUGGCAGACGAGGAAGUCAAAUAACGUGGGGAGGAAGGAGGAGAAAGAAGUAGAAGCAGACAAAGUAAUUCAUCAAGAGAAAAGUGAACCCAGCCUGAUCUGUCCCCCGCUGCGCAGCAGAAACUAUCUUCCUCCGGAGGAUAUACAGAGCUGCCUUGAGUCUCACGUCAAGGAGAUUUUUGGACCAUCACUUCCUGAUAAUUGGCAGCAGACACCCCUCAAAGAAAACAGGUUAAAGUAUCGCCUUCUGGCUCAGCUGGCAGCCGAACUUGGUCAUGCUGUACCCAAUUCACAGCUCCACCUGAUGUGCAGUGCGGAGGAUGUCUUGAAUUUCUAUAGCACUCCUGUGAAGGAUGUGUCCAAGUUGGAUGAACUGUGCGCCGCAGAGCUACCCCCAAACCUGAAGAUCAUUUGGCAGCAGUGAGUCGCACCAUGAGGCAUGGAUUUGCUUUGUUUGUGUUCCUAAGGCAGGACUGCAGCACAGAAGCAGAGCCCUUUCGUUGUGGUGGCGGCAAAUGAAUAUAUAAAUAUCACUAAUAAAAGUUCAUUUAGUUGUCCUCA
Messenger RNA from Egretta garzetta (little egret), 686 nucleotides. It is a transcript of the gene MRPL50, whose product is annotated as mitochondrial ribosomal protein L50. The transcript has 3 exons. NCBI's taxonomy places the organism in Eukaryota, Metazoa, Chordata, Aves, Pelecaniformes, Ardeidae. The coding region runs from base 1 to 549 and encodes 182 amino acids. The record is from RefSeq and is a predicted model, not a curated record. Gene Ontology annotation, cellular component: mitochondrion; mitochondrial large ribosomal subunit.